This is a messenger RNA of Erythranthe guttata (spotted monkey flower), 980 nucleotides long. NCBI's taxonomy places the organism in Eukaryota, Viridiplantae, Streptophyta, Magnoliopsida, Lamiales, Phrymaceae. The record is from RefSeq and is a predicted model, not a curated record.
UCCCAUGGUGGAAGAAAAAAAACAUAAAUUCUACCUCAACAAGACUACAAGGCUUAUGUCCAAUGACACCCGAAGAAACGGCACUUACACUCAAAGCACUGGGCGUCGAUCGAGAAACGCAGAUUUAUAUCGCAGCUGGCAAUAUUUACGGUGGCGAAAAAAGAUUAGCAUCUCUCAGAGCAGCAUAUCCAAAUUUGGUGAAGAAGGAGAAAUUAUUGCCACCAUAUGAGCUUUUGCCCUUCAAGAACUACUCAUCACAAAUGGCAGCAAUUGACUACAUGGUUUCAUUAGAGAGUGACAUAUUUUUCCCUACUUACGGGGGAAACAUGGCGACACUCGUUGAAGGGCACAGACGGUACUUGGGAUUCAAGAAAACAAUACAACCGAAUCAAAAGGCACUAGUGAAUCUCAUCGACAAAUACAGAAAAGAUUUAAACUGGCGAGAAUUCGAAGCUGGAGUUAAGAAAGCUCACGCAAAUCGAUACGGAAAUCCGGUAAGACGAAGAGUCAUGCCCGAAAAACCGAAAGAAGAGGACUAUUUCUGGUCUAAUCCACAAGAGUGUUUAAUCUUGUAAUUACAGUUUGGAUUUUUUUUUUUCUUGUUAUAUUUAUUGUUACAUUUUGUGCAUAUCUGCUGUUGUAAUAACAGUUUGGGUUUUUUGAGUCAGUAGAUAUAUAUAAAUUUCAUAUAUACUUUUAUUUAUUUAUUUCUAGUAUGUACCUUCAAAAGCAAUAUAAUGAGUCAAGUCAGUAGUUAAAUGCGGUUUCGGUUUUUCGGUUUCGGUUCGAUUUCAUCAAAUUUGGAAAAGUAAAAAAUAAAAAUAAAAAAAAAUUGACUUCAGAUUUCUCGUAAGACAAUCGCUAAAUUUCAACAACCUCCGUAAAACACAACUAGUAUGUACCUAACAUGCAUGUGUCGAAGCAAGCCGUUCUAUACGAAAACUUACAUAAACUCGAAAAAUAUUAAGAACCAAAAAAAA